AUGAAGCUUCUCCUAAUAUUCAUUCCAUUUUCUUUUUGUUCCAGUAUUCAUAAAAUAUUGUUUGAACACUUAUUGGGAAGAUACAAUCGGAUAUCAUUUCCUCCAGGUCUUCUUGGUAACCGAACGAUUCGAAUUGAGUUCAAGCUGAGACUUGAUCAAAUCGUCGAUGUUCAUGAGAAGGAUCAAGUGCUUACCGUAAAAGGGACAUUGGAGCAUUAUUGGUUUGAUUCUCGGCUCUCAUGGAAUCCUGAUGAAUUUGGCAAUGUUACUCUGAUGCAUUUUCCCGGAGAAAUGCUAUGGUUGCCGGAUAUUAUUUUAUAUAACAAUGCUCACGGUUCACCAUGGGUGGCACAAACAACGCAAGUCGAUGUGACGUAUGAUGGCCGAGUGACGUGGCAGCCGCCGGUAGUUUAUGAUGCGUUCUGCAACAUCAACAUUGAAUGGUAUCCAUAUGACACGCAGACGUGCGAAUUAAAAUUUGGCUCGUGGACGUAUCCCGGAUCCCAAUUGAAUUUGGUUCAUCUCUCAACGGAUAUCGUCAAUCAAACCAUCGAUGAGAAAGGCGAAAAUGUGUGGAAAGUUGAGAAUGGUGUCGAUUUGAUGAGUUAUCAAGAAUCUGUGGAAUGGGACCUUCUUUCGGUUGAAGGGGUCCGUCAUAAGAAAUGGUACACAUGUUGUGAUUACCCGACCAUUGAUAUCACCUAUUACUUGAUUAUUAGGAGGAAGAAACUCUUUUACACAGUGAAUUUAAUGGUACCUUGCGUUUCCCUAGCUUCUCUAACCUUAUGGGUCUUCUACCUUCCCUGUGAGAGCCAUCAGAAGAUCCAGUUGUGUAUUUCGGUGCUGGUCACUUUGACUGUAUACUUCCUUAUGCUGAUUGACAUCAUCCCACCGACUAGUAUAGUAACCCCAUUGAUUCUUAAAUAUUUGAGCUUCACAAUGAUAAUGGUCAGCUUAUCAGUUACAAGUACUGUUAUAAUUCAAAACAUCCAUUAUCGGACUUAUUAUCAACCGAUGCCCGAAUUUAUCAAAAGAAUUUUUAUUGAGAAGCUUGGCAAUAAGCUGCUGAUUACGAGGAAGAUUCAAGCUGCUAAUUAUCACAGAAGCGCGCAGCAUGUGAAACAAGUCAACGCGCUAUCGGCUAUGAAUAUUCUGGAGAAGCAUUUUCAGAAGACGUUGUUUGAUUUAGAAAUGGCGACGUUUACCAAAACGAAAAAACCGAAACCUCCGAGAACCGUUAAUCAAAUCUUCAUGGAACUUCCGAUGAUGGCCAGAUCGAAAUCCGUCAAGAUUCGGAAGGCUUCUGUGAAGCUUGUCAAGAAUCGAGUACGCCGCCUUCUGAGCUCCGACAUGACCGACGACGCCCAAGAAGCGGAAUGUAAGCCGGAAAAGGUGGAAGACAGUGAUCCGGAUAGGGAAAAGCUUCGAAAAGCUGAAAGGAAUGUGCAUUUCAUUGCGAAAACGUUGACGGAUGCGAGGAAGCGCGAAGAGGUGGCGGAAGCUGAUUGGCAGUUCGUCGGCAUGGUCAUUGAUCGAAUCCUUUUAAUAUUCUUCUCGAUAACCAUUGCUGUUAGCACAGUAUUAUUAGCCAUCGCGUCACCGUCAAUGUUCGACGACAGAAAGCCAUUGGGAGUGCAGAAUAAUUAUUUUGAACCCGCGUUUUAA
Caenorhabditis bovis is the source of this 1665-nucleotide messenger RNA. The record is from the annotation of a GenBank genome assembly. NCBI's taxonomy places the organism in Eukaryota, Metazoa, Nematoda, Chromadorea, Rhabditida, Rhabditidae.